GCGGGCCAGGCGGCGCUUGUUUGCGCUUGUUCAAUUGCUCUUUGCUGUUUAUUUUUUUUUUGUUACUGAUACAUUUCGUAGCGCGUCUUGGAAAUAACGAAUAACGAAUAUAGUGUGUAGUGUUUGUGUAUGUGUUUUAUGGUAUUUAAAUAUGCCUUGUGUACUUGUGAAUUUGUGGUAAAAAUGCGCCAAAAAGCAAACAUCGGCUUUACUUCGACUACAACAAUAACGAAACCCAAGUGCGUGCAGCACAGCAACAACAAGCAGAACAAGAACGGUGCGAAGCUAAUGCCAAAAUUAGCCGGUAUAGUCAGAGCACUUGUUUGAGUUCUCUCUCCUCGCUUAUCGCAAAAAAAACCAAAAAAGCCGAAAAAAAAUAUCGAACAUAAAAUCGAAAUCGAAGCGGAGCAGCAACAAGUCCAGGCAGCCAACCUAAAAGAAGAAGAAGCAACAGUGCGUACAACAAAAUGUACACAUGACAACAACAACAUCGAGCAUCCUGUAUGUGUAUGUGUUGUGUGCGCGCGAGUGCGUGUGUGUGUAUGUGAGUUGAUUUUUGCCACACGCCUGGUGGAGGAGGGGGAAAAGAUGCGUAAACUGUCAUCGUCGUUGAGUCGCAAUCAUUAUUUUGUGAUUGGCUUGGCCCUGGGCCUGGUGCUCAGCUGUUGCAUACCGCAGGACAUUAGGCAGCUGGUGCAGCAGGAGGAAUGCCCACAGGAGGUGGCCGAGAAUUUGCUCAUCGAACGUUUUGGCCAGGACUUUGAGCCGCAUUUGAAUUUGAUCAGUAAGCCGCUGUCGGCUAAAAAGCCGGUAAAAAAUGUGCUGCGACCACGUUACUACUCCUCGGAGCUGGGGAUACGGGAGAAGAUCUUCAUUGGCGUGAUGACCUCACAGGAGAACAUCAACAGCUAUGCGACCGCGUUCAAUCGCACCACCGCCCAUCUGGUCAACAAAAUGAAGUUCUUCAUCAAUGCGGACAGUGUUAAGACCAACUAUGAGCUGAAGAAUAUCGUUGGCUUCACGGACACACGCGAGAGUCGUCGUCCAUUCCAUGUGAUCAAAUAUAUUGCCGACAACUAUUUGGAUGAUUAUGAUUAUUUUCUGCUCGUUACCGACAAUGUGUAUGUCGAUGCUCGUAAACUGAAUGCCCUCCUCUAUCACAUGAGCAUCACCUUUGAUCUGUAUAUGGGAGGCACACGAAUUCGGGCAUCAUCAACAAAUGGUGGAGCUGCUGCUGCUGCUGCUGCUGGUGGUGGUGGUGGUGGAGUGGCGCCUGGAGCAGAGAAUGAAUCGAAUGCUGAUGAUGAUGAUGGAGGCGAUGCCGCUGCCGGCGACGAUGGAGGUGGCGAUAGCGACGGCGGUGGUCUCAGUGAUCGCAACUAUUGCGCCCUCGAGGCGGGAAUUCUCUUCAGCAGCAGUGUCAUCCGCAAGAUGCGCAACAAUCUGGAUCGGUGUGUGCGCAUUGGCAGCACCAACGAUCACAGCGUCAACAUUGGACGGUGUGUCAAGUAUGCCAGUCAUGUGUCCGGUUGCCAGGAAACGUUUCAGGGUAUGCGACAAUACAGCUACGCUUUAAACACCAAGACGCGUCAGUAUAAGGAUCUCAGCCUGCUGGCCAAGGAGCCGGCAUUCCUUAAUGCAACCACUGUGUAUCCGGUGCAGACGCCCGAGGACUUUUAUCGCCUGCACGCUUACUAUUCCAAGCACCAUCUGGAACUGGUGCAACAGCGUGGCUACGAGCUGGAACAGAAAUCGUAUCGCAUUGCGAAUGGCAGCAUAUCGAACAAGAUACUCGAGAUACGCUGGCCGCUGGGCGUGCCACCGCCAAGUGCACCGGAGACGCGACACGAUAUGCUGACGUGGCAACUCUUGAAUGGGACACACAGUUUUCUGCCCAAUGCGAAUGCGGAUCAUGCUGUCUCCCCCCUCAGUCGCAUCGAUGCCCUCGACUUUGCCAAAGUGCUGGAGAUAGCGCUGCAAUAUGCCACGCAGAAGCAUCCCAAGCUCCACUAUCACAGUCUGCACAGUGCGUACCGAAAGUUUGAUGCCACACGUGGCAUGGACUAUCAGUUGCAUUUGAAUCUGUAUGAGGGCCCAACACCCAAGCGAUUGCAGCUGAAGAGCUUUGAGGUCGUCAAGCCGCUGGGACGUGUCGAGGUUGUCCCAUCGCCCUAUGUCACCGAGAGCACAAGGAUUGCCCUGUUGGUGCCAUCUUUUGAGCAUCAGGUGCCCGAUGCCCUCGACUUUGUGGCGCAAUACGAACGCAUUUGCAUGCACAACCAGAGCAACACCUUUCUCUUGCUGAUCUUUCUUUAUCGCCUCGACUCGCCCAGCAAAGGCGACGAUGAUCCCUUCAAGGCGCUGAAGAAGCUCGCACUGGAAUUGUCCUCCAAAUACAAGACAGAUGGCUCUCGCAUUGCCUGGGUCUCCAUCCGCCUGCCCGCCGAUCUAAGCGCUCCCGUUGCUGCCGACGAUUGGCUGCUCCACGCCUCCAUGUAUGGCCCAAGGCAGCUGUUGAGCUUGGUUGUUGCCGAUCUGGCACUGCCCAAGCUCGGUCUCGAGUCGCUGGUGCUGCUCGCAACGCCGAGCAUGAGUUUUCGCACCGAUUUCCUCAAUCGGGUGCGCAUCAACACGAUUCAGGGCUUUCAGGUGUAUGCCCCGAUCGGCUUUCAGCUGUAUCCCUGCAAUUGGGCGCACUUCUGCAAGGAGUGCGACAACUGCGACAUUAGCCAGAGCAGCGGCUACUUUGAUCGUCACAAUCACGAUGUCAUCGCCUUCUACAGUCGCGACUAUGUGCAGGCACGCAAACUUAUGGCGCCGCUGGGUCUGCCCAUCAUGCACACGGACCUGGACAUUGAGCAGCUGCUGCAGUCGCCGCAGCGUCCGGCCGGAGUGGAGAGCAUACUGGACAUGUUUGUGGCCGCCCAGCACACGGUGCACAUACUGCGAGCCGUGGAGCCGCAUCUGCGCUUCGGUCUCGAUGUGCGACAGCAUUUGGCACGAGGCGGCGAGCUGCCGAUGCCGCUGCCCAGUCGAUGUGGGCGGGAGCAGUGCAUCCAUUUGGCGUCGCGCAAACAGAUUGGCGAUGCCAUCAUACGCUACGAGGACAAAAGUAUUUUGCAAAAAUAAUUAGCAGACAGAAGAGAGAAAUGAGAAAACAACUGUUAUACACAAUCAAUAUCAUUCAGUUCCUUUAUAAACUUAUAUUUCCAAGUGUGUGUGAGUGUGUUAGGAGAUUGUAUAUGUGUGAGUGUGUUAGGAGAUUGUAUGUGUGUGUGUGUGUGUGUGUUAAGUUCUAGGCAAUUUUUGUGGGUGACCUGUAAGCUGUAAAGAAAAGAGCGUGAGUUUAGACAGUAAGAGAUCCUUUUAUAGACUAUUUCAAUUUCAAUAUAGUAAUAAUUUAUUUUACAAAUAUUAUUAUAUAAUAGUAUUUUAAUGUAUUUUAUUUUAUUAGUUCUUUUUUACAUCAAAUAUUGAUAACGACUCUCAAAUUCCCGCUCUUGCUUUUGGCUACAGGGUAACUCGCAGUCGUUCCGAUGCGUGUGCAUGCCUUUGCUUUAAAGUGAAACUUUUAAUGCUCAAAAUGGUAGACAAGAAUUGUUAUAUUUUUAGGACGGAGGAGGAGGAGGGAAGAUGUAGAGGAGGAGGAGAACGUGUAGCUGCCAAACAAAAUGCUUGCUUAAGUUUAAUCGUAAUCGCAUAAAUUAUAUUUGUACUAAAUGUCGAACGUAAGCUAUUUGAAAUGGGGGAAGCGGGUGGGGUGUAUAACAGUUGUAGAACAGUAGCACAGUCAUAUUAAGCACAUGUACACAACAACGCCAUUAGCCAAUCUUCAGGGGCCAACAAUCAAUCAAUCAAUCUAUCGAUGUAUCGUCACUCUCAACCAAUUUAGCAAAUGUAAAUAAUUUAUUUAUGUUAUAAUUGUAAUUGUAACUUGCCAGGGCACAGCAAGAAUUCCUAUUAAUAUAGUAUACAAUACACAUACAUAUCUACUAUAUAUGUAUAUAGCUAAGUGUUAUACUAUAUGUAUGUUAUACAUUUAUCGUUUAAGUCAUACAAAAGUGGCUGUAAUGUAACUGCAAUGUCGAAUGCCACCUUAGCCAAAAACAAUCAACAAAAGUGGGCCAGAAAUCUUGCCUCUCCCAGCUACAGCACGCAACUGUUAUACGGGCUGCUCUUUAUCAAUUAAAUGUUAUCGCUAUCGCUACCAAUUCAAUUGAGGUAAUUGUAAAUCAAGCUUAUCUUUCGUUAAUGGAAACUGUUAUACGCCCACUAUCAGACUAAUUUGCCAACUGUUAUACGAAAACGCACUUCAGCCUUAGACAUCGAAUAAGUUAGUUGCCUGCCAGUUU
Drosophila sulfurigaster albostrigata is the source of this 4352-nucleotide messenger RNA. RefSeq names its product chondroitin sulfate glucuronyltransferase (gene Chpf). Gene Ontology annotation, cellular component: Golgi cisterna membrane. The record is from RefSeq and is a predicted model, not a curated record. The transcript has 6 exons. The coding region runs from base 589 to 3129 and encodes 846 amino acids. NCBI's taxonomy places the organism in Eukaryota, Metazoa, Arthropoda, Insecta, Diptera, Drosophilidae. Gene Ontology annotation, molecular function: glucuronosyl-N-acetylgalactosaminyl-proteoglycan 4-beta-N-acetylgalactosaminyltransferase activity.